CCUUCGGCGCGCUCGUGCGUCUUCGUGUCUCCGACUUCAGGCACUUCCCUCGUUCCCGCCUCCUUCGAAAAAAGAAAAGAGAGGAGGGAGCGCGGGAGGGAGGGGAAGGGGGGAAACCCUCGAGGCUGUGGGGAGAUUAAAAACGAGGAGCGAGUAAUAAAUCAACCCCCAGUUGCCUGAGGAAGGGCGGCCAGAGACAGAGGCAGGGCACGGGCGGAGAGCGCUCCCGCCGGCCGUCGGAAUGCACCUGAAAGACAAAGUGGCUCUGGUCACGGGGGCAGCGCAGGGCAUCGGGAACGCCUUCGCCCGAGCCUUGCUGGAGAAGGGCUGCAAGGUAGCACUUGUGGAUCAGAAUGUGGAACGAGGAAAAGCAAGCAAAGAUGCCUUUGACAAGCAGUUUGAAGCGCAGAGGACCAUAUUUAUUUCUUGCGAUGUUUCAAGUGAAGAAAAACUAAAAGAUGCUUUUAAGAAGGCAUUUGAACAUUUUGGAAAGCUGGAUAUUGUGGUUAACAACGCUGGAGUGAAUAAUGAAAAAAACUGGGAAAUCACAGUUCAAGUUAACUUGAUUUCAGUGAUCAGAGGAACAUAUAUUGGCUUAGAACACAUGAAAACUCAAAAUGGACAUAAUGGAGGAGUUAUUGUUAAUGUAGCAUCACUAGCAGGACUUAUGCCUGUUGCAUUCCAGCCAGUGUACUGUGCUUCAAAGCAUGGUGUAAUUGGAUUUACACGUUCAAUAGCCAUGGCUUCUGAGGCAGCGAACUAUGGUGUACGAAUAAAUACCAUCUGUCCUGCUUUUGUCAACACACCAAUUCUUCAGUCAAUAGACAAGGAAGAAAACAUGGGUCAAUAUGUUGCAUACAUUGACAAGAUCAAAGAUAUGAUGGAAGUCUACGGCGUGUUGGAACCAACACUAAUUGCCAAAGGAUUGAUACAAAUCCUUGAAGAUGAUUCACUAAAUGGACAAGUUAUGAAGAUAACAACGAAGCGAGGAAUUCAUUUUCAUGAAUACAACACAGCACCCAUUGAAACAGGGAAUUCUAAUUUGUGACUGUUUUCAUUCCUGAAAUGAAAUUGUUUGAGUUGUAAAGCAAUGCUAAUGGUACAUCUGAGUUCUAAAUAUUGCUGCCAAUAUUCCUUGUGUGAGGAAUUAGAUACAAAACAAACAUGAUUUUUUAUAUUAAAUUUUUAAUUUUAGAAGUUUAGUUCUUAACUUAAUAUGAGGCUGCAUUCAGAUGGCAGUUUAUUGGAUUCUCCUGAUGUUUCCUUCCCUGAUAAUUUCCACACUUCACUAGAUCUUUCACACAAUGUAAAAGCCAUUUCUAGAAAUCUAGUGGAAUGUAGUUUAGCACUCAUCCCCAUGUUAAUUGCUUCCGGGGGGGGGUGUCCAUUUGCAGCCCUGGAAAACUGAAAAAUCGCAGGAGUUUUGCUCACAUAGUGAACUUUUGGGUGGUAAUUUGACAUACUGAGGGGUGAAUCAUGGGGGAAACAGGAGCACCCAUGUGUGGAAAGGGUGGGGAAGUAGUUAUCAGAGCUAGUUUGACACAAAGCAAAACACAAGUCAUCUGUGGAUUCAAGCCAUGGUGUGAAAUACAGAAUUAAACCAUAUAUUUGGGACAGUUUGUCUGUUUGCUAUGCAUUUGAAGAUAUCUUAAGCUAUCAUAACCAAAUUUUGCAUGAUGGUUCCUGAGAUCAAGUAACAGGUCCUCGUCUGUGUUUGGGUACAAUUGGAUGCCAUUUUGAAUCAAUAUGGUAGACUGAACCUUUCUGAACUGCACUGAUUUUAACCACUGAUUUCAAAGCUGCACUGAUGGGGGGGGUCAGAUCGUAGAAUUCCUGAGCAAUGCCAGGGCCAAGGCUGCUACUACCUAAUAUUUUAAAAUUUAAAAAGGACAUUUUGUAAGUUACUCUCUCUUUAAAGAAAGCUUGUAAAGGGUUAAUAUCAAUAACUACUUAAGGAUCAUAUUACUGAAUUUUGUGGUUCAGAAACCUUGUAUGUGGCCUGUGUAGUUACUGCAAAGAAAAUAAACUUUGAAAUCAAUUUGG
Messenger RNA from Podarcis muralis (Common wall lizard), 2043 nucleotides. RefSeq names its product 15-hydroxyprostaglandin dehydrogenase (gene HPGD). Gene Ontology annotation, molecular function: 15-hydroxyprostaglandin dehydrogenase (NAD+) activity. Gene Ontology annotation, biological process: prostaglandin metabolic process; female pregnancy. NCBI's taxonomy places the organism in Eukaryota, Metazoa, Chordata, Lepidosauria, Squamata, Lacertidae. Gene Ontology annotation, cellular component: cytoplasm. The record is from RefSeq and is a predicted model, not a curated record.